GAGAGCGUCGUUGACUCCUCCCCCUCCAAGAUGGCGUCCUUGCUGCAAUCGGAGCGGGUUCUCUACCUAGUCCAGGGAGAAAAGAAGGUUCGGGCCCCGCUAUCGCAGCUUUAUUUCUGCCGCUAUUGCAGCGAGCUGCGGUCGCUGGAAUGUGUGUCUCACGAGGUGGACUCCCAUUAUUGUCCCAGUUGCUUAGAAAAUAUGCCAUCGGCUGAAGCCAAAUUGAAAAAGAAUAGGUGUGCCAACUGCUUUGACUGUCCUGGCUGUAUGCACACUCUCUCUACUCGGGCAACAAGUAUCUCCACACAGCUUCCAGAUGACCCUGCCAAGACCACCAUGAAGAAAGCCUACUACCUGGCCUGUGGAUUUUGUCGCUGGACAUCUAGAGAUGUAGGCAUGGCAGACAAAUCUGUGGCUAGCGGCGGUUGGCAGGAACCUGAAAAUCCUCACACGCAACGGAUGAACAAACUGAUUGAAUAUUACCAGCAGCUUGCUCAGAAGGAGAAGGUUGAACGGGAUCGCAAGAAACUGGCACGGCGUAGAAACUAUAUGCCUUUGGCUUUUUCGCAACACACUAUUCAUGUAGUGGACAAAUAUGGUCUUGGAACCAGGCUUCAGCGACCACGAGCUGGUGCAACCAUCAGUACCCUUGCCGGACUGUCCCUUAAAGAAGGAGAGGACCAGAAAGAGAUAAAGAUUGAGCCAGCUCAGGCUGUAGACGAAGUGGAACCUCUACCUGAAGAUUACUAUACAAGACCAGUAAAUUUAACAGAGGUGACCACCCUUCAGCAGCGCCUCUUGCAGCCUGACUUCCAGCCAGUCUGUGCUUCACAGCUCUAUCCUCGUCACAAACAUCUUCUGAUCAAACGGUCCCUGCGCUGUCGGAAAUGUGAACAUAAUUUGAGCAAGCCAGAGUUUAAUCCAACAUCUAUCAAAUUCAAAAUCCAGCUGGUUGCUGUCAAUUAUAUCCCAGAAGUGAGAAUCAUGUCAAUUCCCAACCUUCGCUACAUGAAGGAGAGCCAGGUCCUCCUGACGCUUACGAAUCCAGUGGAGAACCUCACCCAUGUGACACUGCUGGAGUGCGAGGAGGGGGACCCAGAUGAUAUCAACAGCACUGCUAAGGUGGUGGUGCCUCCCAAAGAGCUCGUCCUAGCUGGCAAGGAUGCAGCAGCAGAGUAUGAUGAGUUGGCAGAACCCCAGGACUUUCAGGACGAUCCUGACAUUAUAGCCUUCAGAAAGGCCAACAAAGUGGGCAUUUUCAUCAAAGUGACGCCACAACGGGAGGAGGGCGAAGUGACCGUGUGCUUUAAGAUGAAGCAUGAUUUUAAAAACCUGGCGGCCCCCAUCCGCCCCAUGGAAGAAAGUGACCAGGGCACAGAAGUCAUCUGGCUCACCCAGCACGUGGAACUCAGCUUGGGCCCGCUUCUUCCUUAAAGGUGCCACUGGUGGGGCAAAGGACACCACGAGCCCAUGUUAACAUGUGGAAGCUACUGCUUCAUUAAGCCUUGUUUGUAAUAAUGUACCCAUGCACUACUGAAUCCUGUUCCUAGGAGGGUGGGGGCACUGGCAAGGCAUUAGGGACUCAGGCUAACUGCUGUUCCUCUUGCUCUCACUUCUGUUCAUACUAGUAAUCUGUCUCCCUCACUGAACCCUGCACGUCGAAUAACAGCAGCGCAGUUCCCUCCCAAGAGAGGGGAUGGCUGUCCUUUGGAGUGGCAUUAGAUUUACCACCCGAGAAACUCUGACCAUACUGUCUCCCAGUCUGACCUCAAAAAGGGUCACAAUCUCACAGGUAAAAUGAUAACCGCAAGGCACACCUGCUGUUAAUGACCCAGCGCCGAUGUCCGUGUACCAGCUGCUAUCCGCAUUCCAUGUAGCUAUAAUCUAGCAGUCUAAACAUAUCCCUUCACCUGCCAAUCUGGCUCCCACCUUGCCGUGGUUUGGACAGAAAAAUAGAAUUGUCACCCUGUCUUUCGUUUCGUGGUGUUUGGCAAAACCUGUGAGAUUCUUAAGGCGCUCCAAUUUGCCGUCUUCUGAGUAAAUACAGGAUGCAUAUUUAUCAGGUGCUCUUAAAAUUUCUUUCUCAUUAGAAUAUGGAACUUCUUUUAAGAAUUGGAGAAGCAGGCAAUCACAUGUCAUACCAAGGGGUUGCAAAUUCCACUCACUUUUAAAUGUUGCCGCAAUAUCCAGGGGUUAACGCUGUCAUCCGGAGGUAGCCCUUCUGUGUUUUACUCCCUCCCCCCACAUCUGCUCUGCCUCUUGAACUCAAUAAGUUCUAAAUAUUUGGCACCUGGAAAGAGGCCAAAGAAAACUCGGUAGACGAGUUCACUUCUGGAAUGCAGAAAACAUUUUAAAGGUCAGAUUUUUAGCAUGAUCCAAACUAAUAUUCUUUCCAUUGAUUUGAAGGGGAAAAUAGCAGUUACAAUCUCUUGAAUCCCAAACUGGGUAUUAAGAUAAAGAACCUUUUCCCAUCCCGAGUUUAAAAAAAGUCUGUCAUAAGGCGUGUCAAGUAAGGCUGUUUUGAUUGUAAAACACAAAAUAGUUCAGCUGGUACCCCAGAAUACUUGCCUGACAGCACACAUGCUGUUUUCUUUGGGUAUCCUGGAGCUGGCUUGCUAACCUUAAUUUCUGUGGCAUUUUCUAAAAUGAGACUUGACCAAGUAGACCACUGUCUGCACCACAUUUUCUGUAAAUGUAUUGUUAGCAUGUGGCCAACACAUUUUGGGGGAAAAGAGAAAUUUCCUUUUUAUCCUCGUUUUGUUUUUA
Molecule: messenger RNA, 2766 nt
Organism: Enhydra lutris kenyoni (northern sea otter)
Lineage: Eukaryota; Metazoa; Chordata; Mammalia; Carnivora; Mustelidae
Product: dynactin subunit 4
Exons: 14
Coding region: 31-1434 (467 amino acids)
Cellular component (GO): dynactin complex
Source: RefSeq, a predicted model, not a curated record